UUUUAAUUUUACUAGUUAUUAGUUAACUCCGUAGUUAUGUGUUGAUUACGCUGUAUAUAUACAUAGUAAUUGUCCACUGCCAAGGCCCCUCAACCAAAACGGCGCUAACCCUUCCCACCAAAAAUACGCCCCAUCGAUACGGUUCGCCGCUGAGAAAAAAAUUCCCCAAAAGCAUAUCAAUUCCCAACUCUUCCUCCUUGACUCUCCUCCUAUCACUUCUCCCCUCCCCGCAUACCUCCAAUACCUUCUUUUACGCGCCCUCCAGUCUGCCCACAAGAAUGUCGGAACCCAUCAGAAACAAGAAGGUGGAAUUUCCCACAGCUCCCACCCCCCAGAACACGCCAGCCAACAAUGCUCCCAUCUCGUCCCACGCCCAACAACCUGGUGUCGCCAGUAUUAAAGAAGAGGAUCUCGACCGUGCAGCAGCUGCGUCGCUCUUUGCGCAAAACCCGAGACUAGUGUCUAUGAUCCAAGGGAGACUUGGUUCUUUGGUUGGCCGAUCAUCUGGUUAUAUCGAGUCUCUCCCUGCUCCCGUCCGCCGCCGCGUAGCUGGCCUGAAAGGAAUCCAGAAGGAGCAUUCGAAACUCGAGGCAGAGUUCCAACAGAAAGUUCUUGAGCUAGAAAAGGAAUACUUUGCUAAGUUCGAGCCUCUAUACGGUAAACGUGCGACCAUCGUCAACGGACAAUCCGAACCUACUGAAGAUGAAGUGAAGGCUGGAGAAGAGGACGAAGAGGACGGAGAGGAGGAGGAACCCAAGGCAAAAGAUGAACCCAAAUCGGAGGAUGCUGAUGUACCAGUCGCUGCUGGUAUCCCUGAGUUCUGGCUCUCUGCCAUGAAGAACCAUAUCUCUCUUUCUGAAAUGAUCACCGAGAGAGAUGAGGAGGCAUUAAAGCAACUGACCGACAUUCGCAUGGAAUAUCUCGAACGUCCUGGUUUCCGUCUGAUUUUCGAGUUUUCCGAAAACCAGUUCUUUACCAACAAAACUAUCUCGAAGACCUAUUACUACCAGGAAGAAAGUGGUUACGGUGGCGAUUUCAUCUACGAUCAUGCCGAGGGCGACGAGAUUGAAUGGAAAGAAGGCAAAGAUCUCACCGUCCGAUAUGAGAGCAAAAAGCAACGAAAUAAGAGCACCAAGCAGACCCGCGUGGUGAAGGUUAAGGUACCCACGGAUUCGUUUUUCAAUUUCUUCUCCCCACCAAAACCACCUGCCAACGGCGAGGACGACGCGGAAUCCGACAUUGAAGAGCGACUGGAGUUGGACUAUACCCUUGGUGAAGACAUCAAAGAGAAACUCAUUCCCCGGGCUGUCGAUUGGUUCACCGGAGAAGCCCUUCAAUUUGAGGAGUACGACGAGGAGAUGGACAUGGAUGACUUCGAUGACGACGAUGAGGAUGAUGACGACGAUGACGACGAUGAUGAUCGAAGAUCGGACGGGGAUUUGGAUGAUGAAAGCGAUGAGGAGGACGACGGAACGAAGCCUAAAAAGGAGGCUGCCGAAUGCAAGCAGAGUUAGACAAGGGCCUUUAUUAUAUUUACAAAAGUAGUCUAGUUGUUGUUCCUGGGAGUCCCGUUUUCCCCUUUCCCCUAUUUUUUUUAAAUCCAUUUUAAACCAUUCGCAUUGCCUACCUGUUUCCAUUGCCUCUUCUUUUAUUCGCUUUUUCGCCUAUGCUACCUAAUUUGACAUACUCAUGUGAAAAUUUCCCAGUUUGAGUUCUUUUUAUCUUCCUAUUACUUAUGCGUUAAGAUUGAGCCUAAUAAUACACAUAAUAUGGACCUUGCGUCCUUCCUCCAUUUCUUCCCUCCCUUCCCUUCUCAUCCAAAACUCCGUUCCCCCUUGCUAUGUUCUCUGCUCUCUAUCUUCAAAGGGAUAUACACCCUCACACAACCAAAACAAAAGCUAUCUGCACCGUCAUUUUACCUUGGUCCUUGUGGUUGGGAUUUCGUGCAUUCAUGACAGCAAGAGAUACUCCAUACCCAGACACGCACGUUAUCUGCACUGUAUCUUUGUAUUUCCGGACGCGGCAGCCUAAGAAACGGGUAAAAUAGUUUUUAGCCACCAAUGCUGGGCCUGUUGCAAUACCCGUUGGACCAUCGUUUUCUAUAUUCUAGAAGGAGAAGUGUGUUAUAAAUCGAAUCCAACAAAAGUCAUUGUUUUAAUUGUUUUACCCUGUCGCCCCCCCACCCCACCUCUGCUCUUUGCUUUACUCUGGCGCAUUGUUUUUUAAACAACAAAAUAAGCAAAGAAAAUUGUAGUACCACGGACAUGACAUUCUGAUGAGGAAUUUUCGCCACGAUUUUUUUUUAGAGGAUGUACACGCACAUCUUCUAACAUGAUGAAUGAUAGAGGUGCAAAUAUAAAGAAGCGUGUACAGAGUACAUACAUGUAUAUGAUAAAACAAGAAAAAGAACAGAACAAACUUGGAAUAAAAAUCUAAAACACCAUCCGAUAUUCUUGAAACAACGAUCGCC
Messenger RNA from Blastomyces dermatitidis ER-3, 2470 nucleotides. Its product is annotated as nucleosome assembly protein 1-like 1. Gene Ontology annotation, biological process: nucleosome assembly. Gene Ontology annotation, cellular component: nucleus; chromatin. The record is from RefSeq and is a predicted model, not a curated record. Gene Ontology annotation, molecular function: chromatin binding; histone binding. NCBI's taxonomy places the organism in Eukaryota, Fungi, Ascomycota, Eurotiomycetes, Onygenales, Ajellomycetaceae. The transcript is spliced from 5 exons. The coding region runs from base 279 to 1514 and encodes 411 amino acids.